CAGCAAUAUGGUCAUCGUAUUUAUCUCUAUCCGCCAACGUUGAAAUGUGAUUGGCUCAGGCAUGUUCCAAUUAUAUAACAAUUGCUCAGAUCAAGGGACUAUUGGUUCACAGUUUGUUUGUAAUAAAGCUGCUUCAUUGUUCCAAGUCCACAAGCUGAAAUUACUGUCAUGACCUAAGCAACUUAUCUGGCUUUCGAUAAUGGUUGCAGUGAAAAGUGAGUGCUUAACCCUUUUGACCUUCUGUCUCUACCUUUCCUCCGGUGAGGAGGAAGUGAUAAGGACACUAUCGCAUGGAGGGCAAGUACGUGGUUUCCGGCAGACGGUGAGCGUAGAUGGAAAUAAUCGUGACAUUGACACAUUUCUGGGUGUGCCUUACGCGAAGCCACCCGUCGGAAUACGCCGAUUUGCUGCUCCAGAGGCCCAUGGUGGAUGGUCUGGCGUGAAGAACGCCACCACACGACCAUUAACUUGCUGGCAAUACCUUCCGGGUGAAUUUGAUUUGCAAAAUCCUGCUGCAAGAAUGUGGUUGAAUAACACAGAAAUGAGUGAAGAUUGCCUGUAUCUGAAUAUAUGGAGCCCGGCAAAACAUGAUCAAAAAUUGCCUGUGCUGGUUUGGAUUUACGGGGGUGGAUUCACUACUGGUAGCUCAACGCUGGAUAUCUACGAUGGCUCUGUGCUAGCUGCGACUCAACAAGUGAUUGUACUCAGCAUGCAAUACAGACUAGGUGCUUUCGGAUUCUUGAGGCUUGAUCCGGAGGCCGGUACCACCAGCAAAAUAAGAAACAAUGUGUCUGAUGUCAAUACAAUUGCUCUCGGAAAUCAAGGUUUGUAUGAUCAACUUUUAGCUUUGGAAUGGACAAACGAAAACAUCAUCCACUUCGGCGGGAAUCCAAACCAGGUAACCAUAUUCGGUGAAUCCGCUGGCGCCGUGAGUGUUUCGAUUCUAUGGCUUUCUCCUUUGGCUCAAAGAUUUUUUCGGCGUGCAAUUAUCCACUCGGGGAGCGCAUACGCUCGAUGGGGACUUAGCAACACGGAUGAGGCGAACAACCGGAGUUCCGAGCUUGCUGUAGCCUGUGGAUGCAAACCUCCAUCAAUUAGUCGUGAAGGAAGCAUAAAAUGUCUGCAGAGCUUGGAUCCAAUUACUCUUAUAAACAACCUGGACUCUAUAGCUGCGGCUAUUGGUGAGCGACGACUUCAAACACUAUUGAGGACAUUAAAUAAUGCUUCAGAUCCACCGGAUCCCGAAUUGCUCAGCUGGGCUGUCUCAAGUCGAAGCUACUUUGAUGUCCCACUCCCACCAAUUGUCGAUGGAUUUUUACUACCCGCACCUCCAGAUGUAAUGCUAUCUCAAGCGCACUUUUCCAAACUCAAACAUGCCCCCGAGUUACUUGUAGGUGUGAACAAAAACGAAGGAAUGUAUUUCCUGAUGUAUGGUCUUGCAAUACGGGACUCACAGUUUCUGUACCCCAACGGCACAGUGAACCUACCGGAGGGAGUACGACUUGCUGGAAAGCGUCAGCCUCUUAAAUCUUUGAAAUCUCUGGCAGACUUCCACCGUAUCACAGCGGCGCAGCUACUAGAUGAGAAGUAUUUGAUCAAUGGAAUCACACAGUUGCCAGCCUUAUUCUACGGUCUGCCAGUUCAGACAAACUCCACGAUGGGCUAUGCUGACCCAGAAACGAUACAAAUGUCUGGCGAGGAAUUGAUGCAGCGGCUUGAUCUUCUCUCGGGUGACGCCGACUUCGUGUGUCCUACGUUGAACUACGCCGAACUUGUGGCAAAAAUGGACAAAUCCAAAGUUUUUCUGUACGAAUUCCGCAGAAGGACAAAUUCAACCACCAUGCCAGAGUGGGCCGGUGUCAUGCAUGGCUACGAGCUUGAGUAUGUUUUUGGCAUGCCACGUUCAGAGAGAUUUCAAGACCAGUAUUAUAGGUUCAACGAUGAGGAAAGGCAACUUAGCGACAUGAUGAUGAAAAUGUGGACAAAUUUUGCAAAGCGAGGUGACCCAAACUUGAACGAUAAUGGUACCAGUAGUCCGGUGAGAUGGCCGAAAUAUCGUCCCAUCUCAACUUCUGCUAAGUCGGGCGAGUACUUGAUUUUGGAUACGGAAAUUCAGUCUUCCAGAAAGUUGAAAAUUGAUGGCUGCCGUUUCUGGUUGCACCAAAUGAGUGAAUUAAGCGCCAUUCCAAGGGAAACCUGUGAUGAUCUUUCAAACAACGCCGGUCGGGCUUGGCAUGACAGCAGUAACGUCAUCAAGAUCAUGGCUGCUUGGAUAGCGCUUUCAGUAUAUCUCCAGAGAUCACUUUGCCAGAGCUUAUGCUGAACUACUUCGUGGGAGUUUUGGAAUAGUGCUUCGCUCCCUCCGACCUUCUUGAGGGCUGCAAAUCUGAAUUCCAAUCGAGUCCGUUGGAUUCACCGGACGUAUAGGAAGAGUAACAUUCCAAUAGUUCUAUUAACUCAUGUGAUGUUUUUUCUCAGGCAAGCGCACCAUUACCUGUAUGCCCAACUGACAACGCAACGUUUCCUUCAGGCUCAUUAGACUUGAGUUUAUAACUGAUAUGACUGUUAUAUGACUGUUAUGACCUGAGUGUUAACCUUGACUGUUUUAACCUUGAAUGUUCGACUGUUUUAAUAUGAUUGUUUUAACCUUCUCUGUUUAACGGGUAUGAAGUUCACACGCUGCAUUCAGAGGGAGCUGUUGAUAUUUAAUGUACAAACGUGUUGUCACCUGUAUUACCCAUUAAAUGAAAGAUGCAAAUGCAGCCUCUCUUCGUUGCUUCGUGGUACAUACUUAUCCAAUC
Dicrocoelium dendriticum is the source of this 2801-nucleotide messenger RNA. Lineage: Eukaryota; Metazoa; Platyhelminthes; Trematoda; Plagiorchiida; Dicrocoeliidae. The record is from the annotation of a GenBank genome assembly.